AUGUCUGAAAGAAAAGCUAUAAACAAGUACUAUCCGCCGGAUUACAAUCCGUUGGAAGCUGAAAAGUUGUCUAGGAAGAUGGCCAGGAAACUAAAGACCAUGAAUAAGAGCCAUGCGUCGAUUAGGUUAAUGACCCCAUUUAGUAUGAGAUGUCUACAAUGUAACGAAUACAUUCCCAAAAGCAGAAAAUUCAAUGGUAAGAAGGAACUGCUGAAGGAGAAGUACUUGGACUCCAUUAAGAUAUAUAGGCUAACCAUUUCAUGUCCGCGUUGUGCCAAUUCCAUUGCAUUUAGAACAGACCCUGGUAAUUCAGAUUAUGUAAUGGAAGUGGGAGGCGUAAGAAACUAUGUCCCACAGAAGCCGAAUGAUGGUCGGAACCCUAAAGCAGCUGCCGAAAGUAUAGACGAGACACUGCAACGCUUGGUGAGAGAGAAAGAAAUAGAGCAGAACGGGACGAUGGGCAUAAAGGACCAAGUGGGUGACAAAAUGGAUCUGCUAGAAAAAAGACUGGCCAAAAUUCAACAAGAGCAAGAGGAUGACGAAGAACUUGAGAAUUUGAGGAAGAAAAAUCUUGAAAUGAGCCAGAGGGCAGAAAUGAUAAGCCGCAGCAAUCAUUUACAGCAGGAAAAAGCAGUAACGGCUGAUGAUCUGGACAACAUCGCGGAGCAGGCAUUCGAUAACCACAGGCGGCGUUCCAGUAAAUCUGACAAAAACAAUGAUGAGAAGAGGGCUCCAUUGUUUAAUCCUACAUCCAACAAGGGAAAAAUUCAAAAGAAAAGCUCUCCGCGCACAAAUCCGUUAGGGAUAGUUGUAAAACGUGGAAAGUCUCUAAAGUGA
Messenger RNA from Saccharomyces paradoxus, 837 nucleotides. It is a transcript of the gene YJU2, whose product is annotated as mRNA splicing protein YJU2. Lineage: Eukaryota; Fungi; Ascomycota; Saccharomycetes; Saccharomycetales; Saccharomycetaceae. The coding region runs from base 1 to 837 and encodes 278 amino acids. Gene Ontology annotation, biological process: mRNA splicing, via spliceosome. Gene Ontology annotation, cellular component: U2-type catalytic step 1 spliceosome. The transcript has a single exon. The record is from RefSeq and is a predicted model, not a curated record.